GCUGCCAUGGCGAACCAGAAGAGAAGGGGUAUCUUAGAGCGCCUGGAUGCCGGGGAGGUGGUUGUGGGAGAUGGAGGAUAUGUGCUGCAGCUGGAGCGGCGUGGCUACGUGAAGGCAGGGCACUGGACACCCGAGGCUGCAGUGGAGCAUCCUGAAGCUGUGCGGCAGCUGCACAGGGAGUUCCUGAGAGCUGGAGCCGAUGUGAUUCAAACCUUCACUUUCUACUGCAGCGAGGAUAAACUGGAGAUGAGUGCCAAUGUCUCCAACAUCACUGGUGCCCAGAUCAACAGUGCAGCCUGCGACCUGGCCAGAGAGGUCGCCGAUGAGGGCGGCGCUCUGGUGGCUGGAGGUGUGUCCCAGACUCCACUCUAUGCAAAUAAAGGCAGUGAGAGUGACGUCAAAGCCAUCUUCAAGAAACAGCUGGAUGACUUCCUGAAAAAGGACAUUGACUUCUUCAUGGUGGAAUACUUUGAUUAUGUCGAAGAGGCAGUGUGGGGCGUGGAAGUCAUGAAAACUGGUGGGAAACCUGUAGGAGCCACACUUUGUAUCUCACCUCAUGGAGACAGGGAAGGAGUCCCACCUGGAGAGUGUGCUGUGAGACUGGUCAAAGCUGGAGCGGACAUCGUGGGAAUAAACUGCCACCUGGAUCCACUCGCAUGUGUUCGCACAGUGAAACUAAUGAAAGAGGGUCUGGAGAAAGCUGGUCUGAAAGCACAUCUCAUGGUCCAGCCGCUUGGCUUCCACACACCAGAGUGUAACAUCGGAGGAUACGUCAGUCUACCAGAGUACCCCUUUGCUCUGGAGACCAGAAUCAUCACGCGCUGGGAUGUCCAUAAAUAUGCCAGAGAGGCUUACAAUGCAGGAAUCCGCUAUAUCGGUGGCUGCUGUGGAUUUGAGCCGUACCAUAUCAGGGCCAUAUCAGAAGAGCUGGCAGAAGAGAGAGGAUUCCUCCCACCGGCCUCAACGAAGCACUCACUCUGGGCAGCUACUCUGGAGACACACACUAAACCCUGGAUCAAGGCCAGAGCUGGUCGACAGUACUGGGAAAACCUCCUGCCUGCCUCUGGACGCCCCAAAUGUCCUUCCAUGGCGACACCUGCGGAUUAGAA
Messenger RNA from Salarias fasciatus (jewelled blenny), 1109 nucleotides. Its product is annotated as betaine--homocysteine S-methyltransferase 1-like. Gene Ontology annotation, molecular function: zinc ion binding; betaine-homocysteine S-methyltransferase activity. The record is from RefSeq and is a predicted model, not a curated record. Gene Ontology annotation, cellular component: cytosol. The coding region runs from base 7 to 1107 and encodes 366 amino acids. The transcript is spliced from 8 exons. NCBI's taxonomy places the organism in Eukaryota, Metazoa, Chordata, Actinopteri, Blenniiformes, Blenniidae. Gene Ontology annotation, biological process: L-methionine salvage.